Molecule: messenger RNA, 4697 nt
Organism: Anopheles funestus (African malaria mosquito)
Lineage: Eukaryota; Metazoa; Arthropoda; Insecta; Diptera; Culicidae
Gene: Nup160
Product: nuclear pore complex protein Nup160 homolog
Exons: 14
Coding region: 223-4275 (1350 amino acids)
Cellular component (GO): nuclear pore
Molecular function (GO): structural constituent of nuclear pore
Source: RefSeq, a predicted model, not a curated record
ACGAACCUUCUCUUCAUCCACGCUGUCAUCAUGCGUCCUUUUCCGCAUUGGUUAUUUGGCAGUACGUUUGAAGCCGGCAUAAUUUGUUCAUCGAGAUAUACUCUUUAUUCUGUGGUUGUUUACUGCAAUAAGAUAUAAAAAGAUACAGCUUGCGGAAUUGAUAUAAACGCGCUCGAAAAUAAUUGUUUUGUUGCGCUAAAUUACACAUAAAGUUAAUAGAAAAUGGCUGAAAUGUAUCGGGAAGUUCCUGUCUUUCAACAAAGUGUUGGUGGUGGAAGCCGAUCAAAAUCUAUCAAUAUAUCAUCAGCAGGUGGUUAUCAUGCGAUGUUGGUGGAUUCCAAGACAUCUGAAAUUGCAGGCGGAUUCAGAUUCGACCACUUUAUCAAAGGCGUUUCUAUGUUAAAACGUUUCAUUUAUUGGCGAACGAUCAGAGAAUCAAUUUUUUUAACUGAAACAUGUUUGGAUACAAACCAAGUUAGCUAUGAAUUAAAAAUAACUUUUGAAGCAAGUCCUAUACUCGCAGUAGAAUGUUACAAAUCAACCAAUUCAUCACUGCUACUGAUUUUCGUAACCACUACAUCCAUUCAUCGAGUUUCCUUUGAAAUGCCUUCAUCCACGGAUACUCAAUUAUAUACUGAGCAAGAUUCAAUCCUUCUUCAGAUAAACGAAAGUAUGUUAACUGAUCCUCUGCAUUGUUACACUUUCAUCAACGAUAUAGGUCCAGCGGUUCCAGUUGCUGCAACCAUUGCUAAUUCCAGCGAUAAUUUGACUAGUAAAAUAGCCAUUGCAUGCGCCAACUCUCUUCAUCUGUUGGGGCUACGAAUAGAAGGGGCAAGAGUGAAGGUGCAAUGCUCUGAACUAGCCCACAAUCCGUUAACAUUUUCUAAAUUGAUCCAUUCAAUCACCGAUUCAUGGCGUGGAAAAUCCUAUACAAGCCAGGUGGUGGCUAUGUCGUUUGACACACAAACUUUAAAAGAGCAUCAAUCGUUUCUCUAUACGUUGCACCGAAAUGGUGCUUUGCGUGUUUGGUUACUUGGAGGUCGAUGUUUGGCAUCGGAAUAUUUGUCCAAAUUAACCCAGGGCAGUGAAACAGAAUUUCAUACUUGCAUUUUACGGAGUUCAGGCUCGUUGGUGGCACUUUACUUUUCGUUUCAGACAUUUUCUGAAUUCGUUAUAAUAAGUCCGGAAAUAUCGAUGGAUUCCGUCACUGGAAACAUAUCAUCUGUAGUACUAAAAAAAAUAAGUACUAUUCUGGCCCCAAAUUACGAUCUUAUCGAUUUCAAGCUUUGUGAUGAACGCUUAUGGACCUUAUGGUGCAACGCCGAGGGUGAAUCACAGGCAUUGUUUUAUGAUUUAAGCACAAAGGAUACAGGGAUCGUAGCGCAAAACCAGUGGUCGCCGAUAAUUUUGGAAAAUAUUAGUGAUAAAGAGCAUUCUUCAUUUGAAGUUGGUGUGGAUCUAAAAGAUGUUUAUUGCAGCCGCAUCUUUCAGUCUGGAAGUUUUUCAGAUAAAGUUAUCAGAAAAUCGCUCACGAUGUUCAAUCGUAAUACUUCAAAUAUAACAGCGAGUUCAACAGCUAUCAAUUACAAUAUGUUAAGAUUGAAAAGAUAUGCACUUACUUGUAUUGAAAGCCAAUUACAACAAGAGUGUGCAACUAUGCGACAAAACGGUCCGUUGGAUAAUGACCAAAUACAAGAAAUAUCAAAUGGGCUGUGGGAAAAAUUUUAUCUUUAUUGCAUCCAGUACCGUUUCGAAUCAUCCCGCCCUAUUGGAUUAUUCAUUUGCGAAGGAGUGCAUAAUGAAAAGUCCUUAUAUCCUUGUGUAAAAUUCACUGGCAUUAUAAGAAAAAAAUAUGUCAGUUUCUUCCGCGUUUGUGACGAUUUAGAAGCUGCAUUUUACUUUCCGUUGUGUUACGACAAUUUUUCGCCCGGUUCAUCUAACGAUAGUUCUUUGAAAGAAAAUCCGGAAAUGACGAUACUGGUUGCAUUUUUGAGCGAAAUAGAACAAACACUCACAGCAGAACAAAAACACAAACUAGACAGUUUCAUACAUCAACGACGGGAAAAUGAAUCAAGCGAAAUGUACAUAUCGUUUAUCGAAGCUACACAAAACAAAUUGCUCAUUCAUAAUUUAUUGCCCGCAUUUUUGCAACGUAUUUCCAACCUGCCCAGAGCGAUCGAGACAUUGCUUCAGUAUUUAACACCUAUGCAUAAGGAUGAUUAUUUGUCUUCAUGGCAGAAAGAAUCGUCCGGCCUUCUUGCUGUUUGCAACAAUUACGAAUUAACCAGUGAAAUAGUAUUAACAACCGUGAAGCAAGCGAUACAGCUGCGUUAUUUGCUGCUCCGCAACCUUCUGCUGUUGCAAAAUAUGAUCACUCGUCACUGUAAUUUUCACUACUACAUCAUCGAUGCAAUACAGUCCACCAUUGGUCCAGAUACUGAGAAUAUAUUACGUUGCUAUCAUGUUAUGAACUGGAUAGCCCAAACUCGUCUUGAUAUCGAUUGGACAAAAUGCAACAAAAUAGCUAUUACGCUUCCAUUAAAUAUACGUACGUCAUUGACAUUGUUACAAGCGUAUGCAAUUACUCAGAUGAACGAAUUAAUAUCGCUGAGUCGUACAACUCAUGCAGAGCAUACUGUUACAUCAUCAUCCUUAAUACAAAAAGCUAAUAUUGUAAUUGCUUUCAUUUGUCCCUCGAGUGAUGAUUUCUUGUUCGGUGAAUGGUUGUCACAGAAUGAUUUGCAUGUGCAUGUUGACGAGUAUGUUCGCUUGUUAAGCAAUUGGUGUGAGUGGAAUAGCUGUUCUAGAAAUUUCAUUAAAGCUAAAUCAUGCCUCUCGCUAGGGGAUACAUCCAAAGCGCUUGAUCUGUUUCCGUUAUCUCUGAAAGGAAUUCAAAAUGAGCGUAUUUUAAAAAAGUUCUGGUGUCAAGAUGAAAACAACCCCAUUGCAUCUAAUUGCGCAGCGCUAACAGCGUUUUAUCUUAAACUCAUUCGUUUAUUUCAAAAAGACGGCGCUUACGACGGUGUACUAAAGCUGGUGCACUCAGGAAUCGAUAAUACGAUUGAUCCAAUGCAACAGACUAUGUUUCAGAGUAUCGAAUUCAGCUGUCAUAUUGAGUUGAGUCACUACGAAGAAGCAUACAAUGCUCUCAUAAAAAAUCCAGAACCUGCACGCAAAAAAGAUUGUUUGCGGCAAUUGAUAUGUUUGCUGUUCUCUGUGCGUCGUUUAGACAUUCUUCUAGAUUUGCCAUACUAUGGAUUGGAAGAAGAGUUCACUAAUAUUGUGGGCAUGAGUGCACGCUCUGCGGAUAUUGCCGAUUGCUUACAGUACAAUUUUUUGUACUCGUUUUACGCGAAACAAAUGAAUUUACGUAAAGCUGCCAUUGUAGCGUACGAAGAAGGAAUGCGGAAUUAUUUAGAAUGCAAUAGUUUCAACCAUUUGAAUAGGUAUUAUUGUUGUCUUAUGAAAUGUUUGAAUUCACUUUCCGUUAUCAAAGAGUCAUACGCAUGGAUUGUACACCCUAUUAUAGAACAAGUUGAGGCACCCACUGCUAUAAAAGAAGACAUAAUUGACAUCGUUGACAAAAAACGGUUAGAAGAACAAUUGAUAACUACACAAUGCGCUCUUCAAUUAUCCGUGUAUAACGAAGGAUUCAAGCUCGUAACAUCUCUUGAUGCGAUGAAUUUAAUUUCUUUAUUGGUGAAACGUACACUGUACCGUUCUGCAUUGAAAUUAGCCCGUUGCCGUAUGCGUUCCAUGAUCCCCACCAUUUAUGAACAUAUAACGAGCUCUUGUAUCGCAGCAUCUUUCGCUCCCGAAGCGGCUGGCUCAAAUUUUGAUAAUACUAUAGAGUGUGGAUUGCCUUGGUUGAACGAUAACUGUUUAUCUGAUUUAGUUGUUCUCUCCGACAGCACUACAACUGCAUGGAAUUAUUUGCGCCUCACAUUAGAACAAGAAAACGAAGACCUAGUUAAUGACGCUUAUUUGGCAGUUUUUAAUCGUAUUCUUUCAAGAUGUGCUUAUAUUCCUACAUGGUUGAAGAAAUGGUGCUUCGAAAAUAUACCCACGCAAUUUAUCCGUGCUUAUUUACGUCACGGACGUUUAGAUGAAGCGUAUGAGUAUACAAUCGAAUUGUUUAAAACUAGAUUUUUCAGCACUGGCCGAUUCAAUCAGCAUACUAUUUUUCCUUUAUCAUUGUGUGAAUAUCUAUUAUAUGAGCUGGAGACGUCAUCAGAACACAACAUGGAAAGGCAACUAGAAGAUCGAAACACAUAGAAACUAAACAGAGCUAUGUGAAGGAUUUGAUAGAAAAGAAAACAGUGACCCUGCGGUAUUGUCCCACUGAAGAGAUGACGGCUGAUAUAUUGACCAAACCUUUAGGAGCAACAAAACAUUAUAAGUUUUGUAAGGUUAUGAAUCUUUCCUAAACUAUGUAAACGUUGAGGAGGAGUGUUAGUAUUAAGCAACGUUUAUUAAGCAAGAUUUGACACCUCCUAUGAUUCGACACGUCUGUGUGUCGAACGUUUAGUUUGGCAUCACUGCCUAGUACUAUAUAAGAGCUCCGCGUUAUGAACUUCUGUAUUGUAUCCUUCCAGCAACUGUACAAUAAAGAACUGUGAACUCAACGUGUUUUCCGCAUUCCAAAUUAUUUAACAAAAACAACCGUACACAUACAACUACACAACAUCGUGUAGGAG